AUGAGUACACAAGCAGGCCAAUCUAUAAAUUCUAUAGAUGAACAUGAUGUUGAUUUAAAGGAUUGGAUUAUUAGAGUUAAAAAGCUUCAAGAAGAGCGUGAUAGAGAAGAUGAAGAACGUAACAAGAAACUUGAAGAAGAAAUUUUGGCUGAAAGACGUGCUAGACAUGAACGAAGAGCGCAACGUGAGCUUUCCCUAUCUCCUGAUAGAUUAAGUCAUGUCUCUUCACCUGUAUCUCGGCAUUCUGAAUCUUCUUUUUCUACUCUAUUUAAAGAAAAAGAUCCUGUUGAUCGGAAUUUGCUAAAUUCACCUUCUCCUAAACGUAGUUCGACGAAAAAUGUUAAUGAACAUUUAAAGAAUGUUCACGAUAUAUUGGAGCAAAAAUAUGUUUUAGAUAGAACAUGUAAAAAGACAAAUGAUAUUCUAUCGGUACAAGAGAUGUCUUUGGGUAAUGAUAAUACUCGGAUGUAUUCUCAUAAUACCAUUUCUUUUCGAGACAAAAAGGAUUGUUUUUCUACAUCUUUUUUGCGCUCUAAAAAUAAUUCAUAUAUUUCCUCAUCAUUAGAGGCUGAAAGAUUAACUAAAAUGGAUUCUGGCAGUCUAGGAAAUAAUCAAACAUCUCCGCAUAAUCUUUCUAAUAAUUAUUCUUCUGAAGAUGCUAGUGUUUCUGGGACAGUAACAUCUAAUAUUCCUUUGGAAUCUAGUUCAAAAUCUUUAUAUUCUGAUACUUUAGUUUCAAAUAAAUUACUUGGAAGUGAUAUGCCAUCAUCAUUAUCGUCUAAUAAAAAUUUAUCUUUAAUAAUGAGUGAUAUCUCUAGAAACCAGUUUAAAGGAAGUUUUGUGCAAAGCGCAAUUAUGAAAAAUAAUGAUUCUCAUAAAUCACCAUCUAAAUUGUCUAGAAAUAGUUCUGUUUCUUCACAGAAAGAAUUAAGAACGGGUACAGAAUCACUAAUUAAAACUCCUAUUCCUCAAAAAAUAUCAAAUUUAAACAAAGAAACGAGUUCUUUGGAAGGUAAUAUAGCAUUUUCUGAGGAAAAGGAGAAUGUUUUUUCAAAAGCUAGUUCUAAAUUGGAUUUAGAAAAAUCACAUUAUAGUGUUUUGGAAAAUGCUAAAACAAGUAUUGAAAAUAAGACACUUUUAAAGAAUCAUGACGAUUUAACAUUUUUAAAAAAUGCAGAUUAUGAUAAUUCUCCUUUAAAACCUAUAUCUUUAGAAAUUGAGAAGUUAAAUGUUUCUCCUGCUUCAUGUCAUGAAUUUCAAAAUACAUUUAAUAAAUCAAAAAAUAAUUUUUUAGAUCAUUUUUCUACGCCUGAUUCUAUAUCUACUAGAGAUAUUUUAAGUUCUAGUUCUUAUAAAGAAAAAUUUGGAUCUUCGUUUUCUAAUUCUUCAAAAAUGGAUUCUUUUAAAGCAGGAAUACUUGACGUUAAAAACAAUUUAAGACCUUCUUCUAGGAUAUUAUCUCCUAAGCAUGAUCCUUUUAAAGACGGAAUUUUGAAUGCAAAAGAAUCACUUAGACCUCUCUCUGCAUCACCGCGAGAAAAAAUAGAUGUUUUCAGAGAACGUCUUUUAACUGCAAAAUCUUCUUUAGGAAAAUUAGGAAAUAAUAAUUGUCGAAUUCCUAUUAAUGAUUUUUCUCCUUUAGGGGCUAGAAAAUUAAAUCAUAUAAAUAAUACAUCUUCAAAUGCUUCCAAUGCAACUGUGGCUUCUUUACUUAAAAAAGGAUGUUCCAAACAAUUUUUAGACUCUCAGCAUAAUUUUCAUGAGAGUAGUACGAAUUUAAGGAAAAGUUUUCCACUUUCUCAAGAUUAUAGCUCAUUAUCUCAUUUAUCUAUGGAAUCGCACACUAUCAUAAAAGAUGACAACAAUAAAUUGACACAUAUUCCUAAAAAUCAUAUUAAAAGUCAUCAAAAAAAAAAUUCUAUAAAUUCAGUAAAAGCAUUUGAUAUGAGUACUUCUUUUCAGGAUCCGACUUCUAAACAAAUUUAUCAAGAUAACAAUAAAAUAGAUGAUAUAAAAUGGUCAAAUUUAAAUUUUAGUAGUACUUCGUUAAAAGAAGUCCAGCAAUAUUUUGAUGACAAAAUUGAUGAUAUUGGACCUUCUAACAAAAAUAGUAUUCAAUCUAAUUUGGAUUCUGAAUUAUUAACUAUAUCAUUUAAAGAUGAUAUAAAUAAUAAUUUUUUUAAUGAAAAAACUGAUACGGCAUCUACAGAUACACUUAUAGCGGCUUGGACUCAGGCUCUUAGUAAAGAAAAGUCUAAACGUUCUAAGCCGUCAAUUCAAGAAGUCUGGAGUGAUAAUAAAAAUAUUGCAAAACAAUCCAAUGAAAUUGAUGUUAAUUUAAGAAAUUAUGUAACUACGGAUUCUAAUUACGAUAUAAUGAAAUCAGGUUCAGAUUUUAUGGUUAAUAAUUCAAAAAUAAAAUCUUAA
Molecule: messenger RNA, 2427 nt
Organism: Pneumocystis jirovecii RU7
Lineage: Eukaryota; Fungi; Ascomycota; Pneumocystomycetes; Pneumocystales; Pneumocystaceae
Exons: 11
Coding region: 1-2427 (808 amino acids)
Source: RefSeq, a predicted model, not a curated record